CCCUCCAUAGCUUGCUGUGGGUCUCAAGAGGUCGUGAGCAAGGAGGCUGAAGCAGCCAAAUAGAACGCAGCCUCUAUCAGACCCCCCCCUUCCCCUCUAUCUCAAGCUCACCGCCACAUUUUAGUCUGUUUUUCCCUCUCUCUGCUCCUCAUUUAUUUUCGGACAGCGGCUGCGUGGGGGAAACCGUUAAAAUAUAGUGAUUAUAAGGACAAGGGGAAUCAUGAGCGUGGAGGCGUACGGGCCGAGCUCCCAGACGCUCACGUUUCUGGACGCUGAGGAAGCCGAUCUAGUCGGAGCAGACACCCAGGGCUCCGAGUACGACUUCACCGAUUUUACCCUGCCAAGCCAGACUCAAGGACAGACCCAGAGUCAGCUAGACAACCAGGUCAACAGUCCUGGAGGUGUGUUACAAAAUGGAGACGACCCUGUGCUGAAUGCAAGUCACUUGCUGGCAGAGUUGAACUUUGAGGAGGAUGAGGAGGAUACAUACUAUUCCAAGGAUCUCCCUGUGCAUGCUUGCAGUUACUGUGGAAUUCACGAUCCAGCCUGCGUGGUCUACUGCAACACCAGCAAGAAGUGGUUCUGUAAUGGCCGUGGAAACACCUCGGGCAGUCACAUUGUGAACCAUCUGGUGAGGGCAAAGUCCAAGGAGGUGACCCUGCAUAAAGACGGUCCUCUGGGAGAAACAGUGUUGGAGUGCUACAACUGCGGUUGUCGCAAUGUCUUUCUGCUUGGCUUCAUCCCUGCAAAGGCGGACUCAGUAGUGGUGUUACUGUGCAGACAGCCAUGUGCCAGUCAAAGCAGCCUCAAGGACAUCAACUGGGACAGCUCCCAAUGGCAGCCUCUCAUUCAGGACCGCUGCUUCCUCUCCUGGCUGGUCAAAAUCCCCUCAGAGCAGGAGCAGCUUAGGGCCCGACAGAUCACAGCCCAGCAGAUCAACAAAUUGGAGGAGCUGUGGAAGGAAAAUCCCAGCGCAUCCUUGGAAGACCUGGAGAAGCCCGGGGUGGAUGAGGAGCCCCAACAUGUUUUGCUGCGCUAUGAGGAUGCCUACCAAUACCAGAACAUCUUUGGUCCUCUUGUCAAGUCGGAGGCUGAUUAUGAUAAGAAGCUAAAAGAGUCUCAGACUCAAGACAAUAUCACAGUCAGAUGGGACCUUGGCCUCAAUAAAAAGAGAAUUGCCUAUUUUACUCUGCCUAAGACUGACUCAGAUAUGCGACUGAUGCAAGGAGAUGAGCUCUGCCUGAGGUACAAAGGGGAUCUGGCACCUCUAUGGAAAGGCAUUGGACAUGUCAUCAAAGUCCCUGACAACUACGGUGAUGAGAUCGCCAUCGAGCUGAGGAGCAGUGCUGGAGCUCCUGUGGAGAUUCCACACAACUUUCAGGUGGACUUUGUGUGGAAGUCCACAUCCUUUGACAGGAUGCAGAGUUCCCUGAAAACAUUUGCUGUGGAUGAGACGUCAGUGUCUGGUUACAUCUACCACAAACUGCUGGGCCACGAGGUGGAGGAUGUGGUCAUCAAGUGUCAACUGCCCAAACGCUUCACUGCUCAAGGACUGCCUGACCUAAAUCACUCCCAAGUGUAUGCAGUAAAGACAGUGCUGCAGCGGCCGCUCAGCCUGAUUCAAGGUCCUCCUGGUACUGGAAAGACAGUGACUUCUGCCACAAUUGUGUACCACCUGGCCCGACAGGGAAACGGACCAGUGUUGGUGUGUGCGCCCAGUAACAUUGCUGUGGACCAGCUGACAGAAAAGAUCCAUCAGACCGGACUUAAAGUGGUUAGGCUGUGUGCCAAGAGCAGGGAAGCCAUUGACUCACCUGUGUCCUUCCUGGCUCUGCACAACCAGACCCGUAACAUGGACAGUAUGCCAGAACUUCAGAAACUACAACAGCUAAAAGAUGAGACUGGAGAGUUGUCCUCCUCUGAUGAGAAACGUUACAGAGCUUUGCGACGCACCGCUGAGAGGGAACUGUUGAUGAACGCUGACGUAAUCUGCUGCACGUGCGUCGGGGCAGGCGACCCUCGCCUAGCCAAGAUGCAGUUCAGAUCAAUCCUGAUUGACGAGAGCACACAGGCCACUGAGCCGGAGUGCAUGGUGCCUGUGGUGCUUGGAGCCAAGCAGUUGAUUCUGGUGGGAGACCACUGCCAGCUGGGCCCAGUGGUGAUGUGCAAGAAGGCAGCUAAAGCAGGCUUGUCCCAGUCUCUCUUUGAGCGUCUGGUGGUUCUGGGGAUCCGUCCGAUCCGUCUGCAGGUUCAGUACCGCAUGCACCCGGCCCUCAGUGCCUUCCCCUCCAACAUCUUCUAUGAAGGCUCGCUGCAAAAUGGAGUCACUGCAGGUGACCGUGUGAAGAACGGCUUUGACUUCCAGUGGCCGCAGCCUGACAAGCCCAUGUUCUUUUAUGUCACUCAAGGCCAGGAGGAAAUCGCAAGCUCUGGAACAUCAUACCUCAACAGAACUGAGGCAGCUAAUGUGGAGAAAAUAACGACAAGGUUGCUAAAGGCUGGAGCUAAACCAGAUCAGAUUGGCGUCAUCACCCCCUAUGAGGGGCAGAGAUCCUAUCUGGUCCAGUACAUGCAGUUCAGUGGCUCCCUUCAUACCAAGCUUUACCAGGAGGUUGAGAUUGCCAGUGUAGAUGCAUUCCAAGGCAGAGAGAAAGACUUCAUCAUAUUGUCCUGCGUGAGGGCCAAUGAGCAUCAGGGCAUCGGCUUCCUAAACGAUCCUCGUCGUCUCAAUGUGGCUCUCACGAGAGCCAGGUAUGGCGUGAUCAUUGUGGGCAACCCUAAAGCUCUGUCCAAGCAGCCAUUAUGGAACCACCUGCUGAACUACUAUAAGGAGCAGAAGGUGUUGGUGGAAGGGCCCCUUAACAACCUGAGAGAGAGCCUCAUGCAGUUCAGCAAGCCUUGCAAGCUGGUCAACACUAUCAACCCUGGCGGUCGAUUCAUGAGCACAGCCAUGUAUGACGCCAGAGAAGCCCUCAUCCCUGGAUCAGUUUACGAUCGCAGCAGCAAUGGGCGCACAUCCAACAUGUACUUCCAGACACAUGACCAGAUUGGAAUGAUUGGUACCGGCCCCAACCCUUUGACUUCUUUGAACAUCCCCAUCCCCUUCAGCCUGGUCAUGCCCCCUAUACCUCCUCCUGGCUACAUGGGGCACGUCGACGGCCCAAAAUCAGGUCGUGGAGGCGGCAUGAAGGGUAAAGGCGGUAGUGGAGGAGGGGGCGGCGCGCGUGGUAAUCGCCCGAGAAACCGUAGCAACAUGGGGAACCAGAGCGGAGGGCAUCCCGGGGGCAGCCAGGCCAGCCAGGACCUGGUCUCCCAGACGUUCUCCCAGGGCCCUCUGACCCAAGGCUACAACAACAUGAGUCAGCCAUCACAGAUGAGUCAGCCUGGGCUCUCCCAGCCAGAGCUUUCCCAGGACAGUUACCUUGGAGAUGAGUUCAAGUCCCAGAUUGAUGUGGCUCUGUCUCAGGACUCCACCUACCAGGGGGAGCGAGCCUACCAGCAUGGAGGUGUGACUGGACUGUCCCAGUACUAGACUCUUGCUGAAAGGAGCUCAGCCUGUGUGAGCUCAGUUCCUCAGAAUGAAAAAAUCUGGGUGACGACUAACAGAACGACCAAGGAUACCCGCUUUCCACCGCGACACCACUGUGCGAAAGGAGCAGGAGCGAGCGAGCGAGGACUGUGAGAAAACCAACCAAUCGCGAGCGUGCGAAAAGAAAUUGGAGCAGAGCAAGGCAGUGGCGUGCCAUGCCGGUGGAGGAGUGAAGGCCACCGCUGCCAGCGCACGAGCCAGGAACGACGAAGCGCGGGAGAAAAGCUGUCUUCUUGGGAUCAGCGCUGAUGACCUUUGCGGAUCAAGAAUGGAAGGGAAGAUCCGUUUGGUUCUAAACGCGGACGGACUGUGUAAUCGGGCUGAACCCUUCUGGAUUCUCCAGGCUGUCUGCUUCAAACGCUGGUAGAGGAUGGAGAAGAGAGGUGUCUCGCACAUUCGUCCUCCUAGCUUACUGGACAGGGCGUCUUGAAGAGAUAGACACAGUGAAGGGGACACGAGCCGUGAACUUCUUCAACCUCCGAGUUGAGAGUGUGAACUUCUGGCUAUGCAAGUGAACUCAGUCACUGGACAUUUGGGGAUCACAUAGCCGCCCAUUGAUCAUGCACUUUUAUUUCCUCAGCUUUGAGUAGGAAGUUUUAUUUUAAAGUACAGUGAACCCUAUUCACGCAGAAUAGGGACCAAGUCCUGCUGUGAAUAGCAAAGAUUUCCUAGUACAGUGGUGCCUUUAGAUACGAGUAAAAUUCUUUCCAUGACCACGCUCGUAACUUAAAACACUUUACAAAUCAUCUUUACCCUUCUAAAUGAAUGGACAUGUCAUUAAUCCGAUCCAGGCUCCCCCAAAAACAUUUUGUAAGUUGUCUUUAAUCAGAAAAAUAGCAAUCAGCCAUAGCAGCAUGAUAUUGUACUCAAUAAAAAACAUAGUCAUGGACACAUUUAAUAGAAUGUAAAGAAAUUAAACUGGUUUUGCCACAUUUUUGCAUCAAUUCAUACAUUGUGCUUCUCCUUUUGGUGUGUGCGCCUUGGCCACCUGGGGGUAUAAUGCAGACUUACAGACAUACUGUAUAUGGAGCCAGACUCAGCUCAUCAGUAAACUGCAGUAAUACAAGUCGUUCUCCACAGAGGUUUGAGAAUAUAUGCCUGUGAGUGUUCGUAUAGAUUAGCAUUAGGCUAGGCGACUUUAAAGCAAAGCUGUUUGGUUGGUAUCAAUACACAAGGUGUCAUUUGGUUUGUUUAAUGUUUAUUUUGACAGUAAACUGCACCUGGGAGUGAGCUCGUAUCUCAAAUAUUUGCUUGCAAGUCAAAACAAAAAAUCUUAUCUAAAAAAACUGGUAAAUCAGGUCACUCGUAUCUCAAGGCACCACUGUAAUUUAAGGUUUGUAAUAACUUCCCAUAGCUGCCACAAGAUAAUGGUAACAACUUUUUUUCUCAUUAGACAG
Messenger RNA from Phyllopteryx taeniolatus (common seadragon), 4986 nucleotides. RefSeq names its product regulator of nonsense transcripts 1-like. The record is from RefSeq and is a predicted model, not a curated record. Gene Ontology annotation, biological process: nuclear-transcribed mRNA catabolic process, nonsense-mediated decay. The coding region runs from base 221 to 3532 and encodes 1103 amino acids. The transcript is spliced from 24 exons. NCBI's taxonomy places the organism in Eukaryota, Metazoa, Chordata, Actinopteri, Syngnathiformes, Syngnathidae. Gene Ontology annotation, cellular component: cytoplasm. Gene Ontology annotation, molecular function: hydrolase activity; ATP binding; RNA helicase activity.